AUGUCGUUCGCCAAAAGCUUCUACGCUGAUCAAAAGCCUGCGGACAAGCCGCAAGAGACUGGUCAGUGUUCUCCCGGACCGUUCCUUCUCGAUCCGCUCCCUUUCAGUCUCUCCAGCCGCCGCCGCCAUCCCCGCCACCACUCCGAUCGCCGAGGACCCGCUCACCCCCGCUCAGAUCCAGGAAGCCAUCCGCAUCUACCGUUCGGUGCUUUCCUCGUCUGCUCCGUCCUCGCCUGUUCGUCAAGUUCCGGAGAGACAGGCUGUCCCGGAAAGACCGGCCGUUCACUCAAACUACUACGGCGGUGGGCCGACGGACAUUCCGCAGUCCUACCUGCUCAACUACACCAGCUCGCCAUCUCGUGCUGCUCCUACUCCGGUCCCUGCUGCUCCGUCUCCGCAAGCCGCGGACCUAGACCUGCAACUUCUGGCUCGUCUCCAAGCGUUGCAGAUCCAGCAGCAAUCGGCUCUUCUCUCGUCGCCUGUCUCGGCUCCUGCCACGGCUCCCGUCGAACCGACGUUCGUUGCUCCGCAAGUGCAUAAUGCUGCUCCGAAGAGAGCACCGUUUCUCCAGAGAAUGGUAGGCUCACAAUUUAUUGUCUUCCUGGAAUCCUGGAGUGAUUUCAGUACGACGACGAGGAGUCCGGUUACUGUUUCAACCGCCCGAGAGAUGUCUACCAGGAUAUCCCGGAAGCUCCAGCGGCUCCAGUGGAAGAAGUUCCUACUCCGACUGCUCCAGUCACCGAUUCGGUUCCGCAGGAAACCUACGAGGCCUACAUCCCGGCUCCUGCUCAGGCCAAAUACGCGUUCAACACCGGAGUAAGAUUCAGAUUCUUUGAAGUUCCUAAUGAAUUUCACUUUUCAGCCAUCGGAAUACAUCGGAAUGGCGAACGACAACAAGUUCAUUUACGACGCCCAGAAGUCGUUGCCUGCUUCUUACGCCCACCACAACUCGUACACUCUGGUCAACUCUGUCCCGCAGGCAGUGAUUGCUCGCCCGGAGGACACGGAUGACAACGGAGUGACGACGACCGAGGAUGUCACUCAGGUGCCCGCCUCUCCGGUCGUCACUUCGAGAUUCCGUGGUCUCAUCAAGGUUCGAUCACAUCACAAUUCAUAAACGUGUUCUUUAUUGCUUUAGAGUGCUCAGACUCCCGUCCAGGCCACUGCUCCGAUCAUCGUCGAGCGCAUCGCAGAGCCGCCGUAUUAUGCUCCGAACAACUACGGAGCAUUCAUGCCUGUCAAUCAGAUGUCGAUGGAGUCGGAGUAUCAGCUGCCAGUCCUCAAUGAUCUCGCUUCUUGCAUCGAACACUACUAG
Molecule: messenger RNA, 1315 nt
Organism: Caenorhabditis sp. 36 PRJEB53466
Lineage: Eukaryota; Metazoa; Nematoda; Chromadorea; Rhabditida; Rhabditidae
Source: the annotation of a GenBank genome assembly